GACAUCUCAGCAUCUUCUCCCCUGGUCUUUGCCAUGGGUGUGAGGGUGUCCCACUCUCCCCUGGCCUCACAGCUCCCUCAAUGAAUCUAUCGUAGCUUCUCCACCUGUUUCAGAGAGCCUGCUUGACUGGCAACAGUGAGCCUGGGGAAGAGAAGGAUAGUACAGCUCUCACUGGUCAUCAGGGUUGGUGGCAAAGGCAGAGCAUCCCUUCCAGAGGGACCGUCUGUGGAGAAAGCUGUUGCUCUUGCUUGUCUCAGGGAACUAACAACUCGGCUAAUGCACUCGAGAAGCAUGGCAUGCACGUUCUGAGAGUCCCUGAGCUCAUAUAGCUGUCCCCUGCCCAGAGCACGCCAUCUGGAGGGCAGCAUAGCCGACUCUGAAAAGGACACUAUGGCUGAGUCAAGGCUGAUGGUGAGGAGGAGGGGCAUGAGGGCAACGUGGGGACUCUUAGGAUCCAUUUUAUCAGGACCAGACACAGCAUAGAGAAAAGUCCACUGGUAGACCUGGUUGCUGCGGGAGGACAUGUGAGCCCAGAAUGCACGUGUCUUGACAUCAGGCCACUCUGAGCAGUUAUGUGCAGGGCCCAGGCUGACUUCAAAAAGGGCAGAGAGAUGCUGCAGCCUGAAGGGGACAGUAAGCAGGGUGGCAGGCUUCCCACGAGGAUGGAAACUUGGGAAUCCAUCUCCUGCUUUUCUCUACAAAUUAUUAAGCCAGCGUUCAGAAGGUGAAUGGGUAUGACCGCUGUGCUGUCACUGGUCAGCUCUAUGACCCUGGGCUUCAUGAUUAACAAAUAUCCAGGAGCCGCGCAAUGUGGUACCAAUUCAGAUCUGCUCACUAGUUGUGAGGCAGUCGCAGACUAUCUGUAUUGCAAGCCACCAGAGGCUGAUGACAUUCUGCACACUCCUGGCUGUGUAAUACCGGGACUCAGGGAAGGUGUGCGGGCAGGUAUAGCUGUCUCUCCUGGAUGCCAAGAUUUGGGACCCUGAAGUCUCCAUGGCUCCCUACCACAUCCGCCAGUACCAGGACAGCGACCAUAAAAGUGUUGUGGACUUGUUCUCUGGGGGCAUGGAGGAGCACAUCCCUGCCACCUUCUGCCACCUGCUGCUGCUGCCCCGAACCCUCCUGCUCUUACUUGGGGUGCCCCUGGCCCUGGUCCUGGUGUCUGGCUCCUGCCUGCUGGCCGUUGUAGGCAUUAUCCUUUUGCUCCUACUCCUGCGGCUCCUUGCCAGACAGCCCUGGAAGGAGUAUGUGGCCAAGUGUUUGCACACAGACAUGGCUGACAUCACCAAGUCCUACCUGAGGGCACAUGGCUCCUGCUUCUGGGUGGCUGAGUCUGCGGGGCAGGUGAUGGGCACAGUGGCUGCUCCGCCAGUCAAGGAUCCUCCAUUAGGGAGGAAGCAGCUGGAGCUCUUUCGCCUGUCUGUGUCCUCACAGCUUCGAGGACAGGGGAUAGCGAAAGCGCUGGUCAGAACUGUCCUCCAGUUUGCACGGGACCAGGGCUACAGCGAUGUUGUUCUUGAGACCAGCACUAUGCAGCAAGGUGCUGUGACCCUCUACCUGGGCAUGGGUUUCCAGAAGACAGGCCAAUACUUCAUGGGUGUCUUCUGGAAGAUAGUAGAUAUUUGUAUAAUUCAACUGAAGUACUCCUUCCCUUCCGCCUAGGAAGCGGGGCUGUGCUCUAUGUUCCUAUGCACUCUGCUACAGGACCCAGUGAACCCUGUCAAGUCAGUGUGAUGAACAAUAAAAGUUCCUUGCUGGUGUAUACCAGAUUCCAAUA
This is a messenger RNA of Psammomys obesus (fat sand rat), 1777 nucleotides long. Its product is annotated as probable N-acetyltransferase CML1. Gene Ontology annotation, molecular function: N-acetyltransferase activity. Lineage: Eukaryota; Metazoa; Chordata; Mammalia; Rodentia; Muridae. The coding region runs from base 994 to 1662 and encodes 222 amino acids. The record is from RefSeq and is a predicted model, not a curated record. The transcript is spliced from 2 exons.